Nothobranchius furzeri (turquoise killifish) is the source of this 3199-nucleotide messenger RNA. Its product is annotated as ankyrin repeat domain-containing protein 13C. Gene Ontology annotation, molecular function: signaling receptor binding. Gene Ontology annotation, cellular component: cytoplasm. The record is from RefSeq and is a predicted model, not a curated record. Gene Ontology annotation, biological process: protein retention in ER lumen. Lineage: Eukaryota; Metazoa; Chordata; Actinopteri; Cyprinodontiformes; Nothobranchiidae.
UUGCGGUACACCGCUGGUGCUAGCGAGAAUGUUAGCUUUUUGGUUUAUUAUACCAACCUGUCCGCCCCACUUUUGCUGCAAAGACUGAAUCGAUAAUAUUAAAACGUAGAUUUAAGGUGCGAUAGAAUAGAUAACGAUGUAGCCGUCGUUAGUCGCUGUACGUUUUAGCUUUAUGUUAUUUUAGUACAAGUGUUAUUUUGGGUUUAGCAUUAAUUUCUGUUUUCAUCGCCGCACCCACCAUAUUCAUUAUUUUAUUGUGGGCUAGCUAGCUAGCGCCGGGGGAGCUAAUUGACUCGGGACAACAGCUGUAACGAUAUUUAAUCAAAUAUUUAAAACAAGCAAAUAUUUGUCGUUUAUUUGCGGAGCCUUUCAGUGCUUUAAUAAACGCCACGCCUUCACCAGUUUGUAAUCUAGUAAUUAGCGUACUGUAGUCUGCACCAUGACAGGUGAAAAGAUCCGCACCAUGCGAAAAGAUCACAAAAAAGCAAACAAAAACCAGGAGAUAACGGACACCUACGAGGAAACCUCUAACGGUACGAUCUCUAACGACACUUACAACCACUUUAAAUCCAACAAGGCUUUUCAGAAAUCAGUUAAAACCUCCGCGCUGCAGCAGCAGCUUAAUGCAAACAACAUCAACGGAAACGCAUCAGUGAAGGACGAUGACAACAAAAACCCAAUUAUCCUGACCAGUGAUGAGCUGGAGUUCCCUGUUCAUGAGUGUGUGUACAAAGGAGAUGUGCGUCGGCUCUCUUCUCUCAUUAGGACCCACAGCAUUUCUCAGAAAGAUCUACAUGGGAACACACCUCUUCACCUGGCUGUGAUGCUGGGCCACAAAGAGUGUGCUCUUCUUCUUCUGGCCCAUAAUGCACCUGUGAAGAUCAAGAAUGCACAGGGAUGGAGUCCUUUAGCAGAAGCCAUCAGCUACGGUGACAGACAGAUGAUCACAGCAAUACUGAGGAAGUUAAAGCAACAGUCGAGGGAAAGUGUAGAGGACAAGAGGCCAAAAUUACUCAAAGCUCUGAGAGAGCUUGGUGACUUUUACCUGGAGGUGCACUGGGACUUUCAAAGCUGGGUGCCUUUGCUCUCCAGGAUGCUUCCAUCGGAUGCCUGUAAAAUCUACAAGCAGGGCAUAAAUAUCAGACUCGACACCACCCUGAUAGACUUCAACGAUAUGAAGUGUCAGCGUGGAGACCUGAGCUUCAUCUUCAACGGCGACGCUCCGCCACCUCAGUCCUUCGUGGUUCUGGAUAAUGAAGCAAAAGUGUACCAAAGAAUCCACCAUGAGGAGUCUGAGAUGGAGACCGAGGAGGAAGUAGACAUUCUGAUGGGCAGCGACAUCUACUCCGCAACUCUGUCGACCAAGUCCAUCACUUUUUCUCGCAGUCAGAUUGGCUGGCUCUUCAGAGAGGACAAAACGGAGCGGAUUGGAAACUUCCUGGCUGACUUCUAUGCGGUGAACGGCCUGGUGCUGGAGUCGAGGAAACGACGGGAGCACUUAAGCGAGGAAGACAUCCUGAGGAACAAAGCCAUCAUGGAAAGUUUGAGUAAAGGAGGCGGCAUCAGUGAGCAGAACUUUGAGCCUGCUAGGAGGCAGUCUCUCACAACUCCAGCUCCCAAUACCAUUUCAUGGGAAGAAUACAUCACCGCAGAGCCUGGAAAGCCUCCCCAUCUCGGGCGAGAGCUCAUGUGUAAGGAAAGCAAAAAGAACUUCAAAGCCACUGUAGCCAUGAGCCAGGAUUUCCCCCUAGGCAUCGAGUCGUUGCUAAAUGUCUUAGAAGUCAUCGCCCCGUUCAAGCACUUCAACAAGCUCAGAGAGUUCGUUCAGAUGAAGCUUCCGCCCGGGUUUCCAGUCAAACUCGACAUCCCCGUCUUCCCCACGAUCACAGCGACUGUCACCUUCCAGGAAUUCCGCUACGACGAAUUCGACGAGUCUAUUUUCGUCAUCCCCGCUGAAUACAAGGAAGAUCCCAGCCGCUUCCCUGACCUCUGACCUGUAGACUGACGCAAAGGAGAAAAAGGGCCAGCGUUGUUGGGAGAGUUGCGUCUCAACUGUUUAAAAUGAAGGGGGAUAAAAAGGAGGGGAAGUGGUUUUAUUGAUAAUUGUUCGUUUCGCUGAUGUACCCAAAGCAAAUCAAUGCAAGUAAACAUCCCAGAGCGCCGCCGUGUGACCCGUACACACAUCAGCGGUUUGUUUUUGUGACGGCUUUUCUCCUACCUGCUGUAUAUAAAGCUGAGCCGCUGCUGCUGUUCUCCACUGUUGAAACUGUCAGAAGACUCGGCUUUUACACUUCGUCAAGAUUUGAAAAUCUUAAUUUCAUUUUAAAAGCUGCACCCUUCUGUGUAAAUAGUUUAAUUCACUGAUAAGAACACAGAUAUAGCUAUAACCUCAAACUGAGCUCAAUAUUCAUUUGUCUACAAUAAAUAUAUAUAUAUAUAUAUAUAUAUAUUAUGGAUAUAAACACUGUGUAGCAAUACAUUUCCAGUACUACAGAAUGUUUUUAACCAGCUGGGAUGAAGGUUCUGCAGAAAAAUGCGCCCCCUCUCACCUGCAGGACCAUUUGCUGAGUUCAGGUUCGCUGAUGUUACCUCUUGACCUCCACGUUUCAUUGUGAUCGUAUGAACUCUGUGCUUAGCGUGAGUGAAUGUGUUGUGUUUUCCGUGUGGGAGAAACGCCCCGCUUCGAUGGGACAUCAGGUUUAAUACUGCACUGGUAUUUAAGGCAUGCUACGGCCGCGUUGGCCUCCUCCUGGAUCACUUGCAUCUUUAGUUCUUGUGUUUUACCAGCAGACCCACCUGUAUGGAGAAGAAAAGCUGAGAAAUUGUAACACUAACACUUAAGAACUGGUGGUCUUUGAUAACAUGCCUGCAAAUGUUUUUUCUAAAUGAAACCCAAGCUGUGAAGUUGAUUUAGCUGGAUUGUGUGUCCAGACAGGAAAUGACAACCCAUCGAGCUGCUGCUUCAGCUAGUAUGUACUGCAACCACUUCACAUCCCUUUAAAUAAAGCACCAGCAUCGUGUUUCAGCUGUAAAAUCCUUUGGAAACUCUUGGUUUUUCUGUUAACGUUACAUUUUUGCACUUUUGCUUCUAAUAGCUGUUCGUUUAAACUCUAGAAACACUUUUUCCUCUGUGUAGUAAACACAAAGCAGCAUUUUGUUUCAUUCUGCUUUUGUUGAAAAUAAAUGUGUGCAAAAUCCA